Messenger RNA from Drosophila virilis, 457 nucleotides. RefSeq lists its product as uncharacterized. The record is from RefSeq and is a predicted model, not a curated record. NCBI's taxonomy places the organism in Eukaryota, Metazoa, Arthropoda, Insecta, Diptera, Drosophilidae.
AGUUGCACAGCGUUAGUAAACCAGUAAACAGGUAACAGGUAACAGGUACCAACUCAUAGCCAACAGUUAACAGCUAACAUGAGUCGUGCUCUUAUUGCAAUUGGCCUCUUGGUGCUGUUCACAAUAGCCGCAGCCAAUGAAAACCAACUACCGGACGACGUGCUCCAUCUGGCCUAUAAUCCCACAUAUGAUCUCUGGUAUUUUAAUCCCAGAGGCAGACCCGAUAAAGUAACUGACAACAUCAAGAAUGCCUAUAACGAACGCAGACCUGGUGGCGUUUGUUACCUGCCCGACGAUAUUUGGUUCUACUGUAGAACCGGCGAGAAAAUUAGUGAAUAACCUUGUUCAGCAUUUUAAAUGAAGAAUUACUUACUGUGCUUGAGCUUAAGGUAAACAAUUUUUGUCAGCUUGUAUUAAAUCAUUGAAAUAUACCUGCACAAAAAAAUUUAAAUGUCAA